Ornithodoros turicata is the source of this 1011-nucleotide messenger RNA. RefSeq lists its product as uncharacterized. The record is from RefSeq and is a predicted model, not a curated record. Lineage: Eukaryota; Metazoa; Arthropoda; Arachnida; Ixodida; Argasidae. The transcript has a single exon. Bases 1 to 1011 code for a protein of 336 amino acids.
AUGGACGAAAUCACGCAACUCGCUCAACAGACUAUCUCAACUCAAGUUAAAGGUGAGCUGCAACAGAAAUUUGAUCUUCUUGCCGUGAAAGAGAGCGCCUUAAUCGAGCUGAACGCAUCCAUAGAGGAGUUGACAAUAGAAGAUGAGGACUUUAACGAGGUGUUGACGGGCUCACAGGCAUACGAAGACAAAAUUUGUCUCGCAAAAUCUGUCGCGAAGCAAGUCCUAAGCAAUCCUCCCACCGAUGCACCUCUCUCCAGUAAUCCGCGAAAUCGAAAUUCUACUAGUGUGAAACUUCCGAAACUGGAAAUCUCGAAAUUCGACGGAGAUCUGAGAAAUUGGGAAAGCUUUUGGGACCAGUUCGACUCCACCAUUCACUCUAACGAAUCGCUCUCCAUGGUGGACAAGUUGAAAGGCUACUUGACAGGAAAAGCAAUGACAGUUAUCAAGGAACUUUCGCUUUCCGAGGAAAACUACAGUAUCGCCAUUGAUCUUCUUAAAGACCGAUUCGGAAAGAAAAGCCUCAUCAUUGACGAACACAUGACAAGAUUGCUAAAUUUACCAAAAGUAUCCGAUUCAAGUGAAGUCACUAAAUUGCGUGAACUCUACGACGAAGUACGAACUGGCAUCAGAUGCUUGGAGGCCUUAAGCGUGGCCCACAGCUCAUACGGAGUACUACUCUUAUCGGUCCUACGCAAAGCUGUACCUGCGGAUAUCAAUCUGGAGUAUGAGCGAAAGCACUGUGACAAGGAUGAUCUUGAUUCCUACUUGACGUUCUUAAACCUCGAAGUGACCGGCCGCGAGAGAGGCCAACGCGGGGGAGCCACCAAGCCGAACGUAACGAAUAUCGGAGACGGUCUCAGUAGGAGGCAACAAAACAACUUCCCAUCGGGAGUUACUUUGGCAGUUGGCACAGAACACACAAGAUGUGUAUUUUGCGAGUCCACGGAACAUUCUCUUCAGAGCUGCACUGUACCUCUUUCGCUACAAGAAAAGAAAGAAAAACUCUAA